Molecule: messenger RNA, 1722 nt
Organism: Xylaria bambusicola
Lineage: Eukaryota; Fungi; Ascomycota; Sordariomycetes; Xylariales; Xylariaceae
Exons: 4
Coding region: 1-1722 (573 amino acids)
Source: RefSeq, a predicted model, not a curated record
AUGGUCUUACCAUCAGAUCGAAUAUCCUUCGCAAGCCUUGAAGGCGAUAACUUCUUCAGUGCUUAUUCUACGCAGCCUACAAGUCGGCUUAUGAGCAUCGCUACACAUCCACAAGAGCAGCAGCUCCCGGAGGGUCUCAAUUCUGCUGCACAAUCUUCAGAACCUCUCUCAUCAGUCUGUAUGCCUUCGGGACUGGCUACUUCAUCGAAUCAAAAUUCCUCCGGCGUUACCUCCAAUGUGCAUCAACUAAUACCAGCCCCUUCAACGACUAUCACAGCGCGACAUGGGAGUUCAGAUACCGGUAGAGAGCGAGAUACACCUACUUGCCACCACCAGGUCAGUUUGCCAACUGUCAGCCAGUCGCAGCUCGAAAGUCAUUUCAGUAAACAAGGAAUGGAUGGUAUCUUCCGCAAUGUCCGGACCUUUUUAGCUGCAAAACGGCAUGGUAUCGAUCCUCUAGCUACAACGACCAUUGGUGAAAACGAUAAACCUUCAUCGUCAAAACAGACAAUGCCAGAUAUACGGUAUCUCGAACCGCCCGAAGAUCAUUACUUGAUCACCACAGAUAACAUCGCAGGCAUACUUGAUAUUGUGAUUGCCGGUGUGUGCAGCAUUCAUGAUAAUAAGGGCCUGCCGGAUUGCCGAUCACUCUUAUUCGCAAGAGGUCAGCGUACAAAGCCAACGCUUCGUGUGGAGAAUAUUAUCCCAAGUGAUCCCGCUGUCGCAGAACCAGCUACCACAUUUUGCUCACCUCAGCCUUGCUUCAGCUCAUCCGACGGUUUGGUAGAUUCUCAACCUCCACCUUCCGCGCCAAAAUCGACAUAUAGUAUGGAAUUGUUCUCGGACGCAUUAAACCGAAAUGGUGCUUGUGAUGUCAAUUCUGAGAUCGGCAAUUCAGCAGCGGAGGCUCGAGAACCCCUAAGAUACUCACCAUUAAACGAACUUCCAAGUCGCCAUGUCUCAUGGCCGCAAUCCUGUCGGUUCGGGCGAAGAGAAAGUGCUGGGAUCGAUCCAUCUCGUAGAUUUUCGAAUUCCCCUAGACGUUUUUGCCAACGCGGACAACGGGCCACAUCCGAACCAUUCUUUCAACAGCCUCUUCAGAACAAUUUCAAUUACAUGGUUGCCACAACCCCAAUAACUUCCUUCCCUAGGCUUAAGUCGAGGUCUUGCACGAAUGACUGGCUGACACCAUUGGGCUUGUUCGAUGAUGUAGAAAACGCCGCAUCCGCCGAGCGCCGAGAAACGGUCUCAGACCUCUAUAUUCAUGGCAUUGACGCCCACAGUGGAGAUUCAAGCUACAGGCCUCUGCCGAUUUUAGAGGAGGCCUCUCAAUCAAACUCAACACCAUCGCUUCAAGCCCAAUGCCGCUCGAUUGGGGUUGCAUGUCACAAAAGAAUCAGGGUCAGAGAGCAAAUUAACCAGACCCCAGACAUAGCUGAAGGUCCCCUAGACGGGCUUCGUCAUUAUACUUUUCUUCCUCUUUUGGACCAUGCAUCUGAGACGCGAAAGCGCUCAAGUCAGGCAUUACUCCAACAGAUAUUACAGCAAUCGAAUCCGUCUCGGAUGGGCUUGUCAGGCUCAGCAGCAGGCUCGAGGUCAGGCUCAUGUGCACCCAACAUUGAUAGAUCACCGGAUCCGAUACAGCAAGAUCAACUCAGAGCGGCGUCCUGUUCGGAAGAUGCAGCGCCACAUAUCUGUAUUGACGAGCAACGGACUGGUUAG